AAACAUCUUUAUGAUCCCGAAUACGGGCCGCGAAUACGGAAUGCUCGCAGAGAGGAAACGUGAUGAACAGAAGUUUGCAGUUUAUUUCUGUUUUAAGGACAUGCAUUGCAGUGGUUGCUCUCAUGACAUUUGGAAAUGCACUGCAGUGUUUUGUUGAUCCAAGCUUUUUGAAAAAUAGAUUGUACACGAACGUCAAUGAUGAUCGUGGACUUACUAGUCGAAUUGUUGGUAUAUGGACUUUAACGACAGCGAUACUCCGCUUCAGUUGUGCUAUAGACAUAUAUAACAAGCCGAUAUUUGGAUUAACAAUUCUCUCAUUUUUUGCUGGAUUUGUACACUACAUAGCUGAAAUAUUUCACUACAGGACAACAAAUCUGAUCCCAUCAUCGUUGAUACAGAUUAUUGUUUCAGGAAUAUCAGUCAUCGGAUUGUGCUGUGGCUACCUAUUCCUGGAUAAAUCUAAAACAAUUCAGACUAUUGAAGAUAUAGAGGAUUCUAAAAGGACUACAUUUUCAAAGUAUAUGAAACGUAAAAGUAGCUGAUGUUAAAUUUUCCUUUUAUAUUUAGAUACAUUCGCUGGUUUCUCAAUUUUCAACUUUUUUUUACACUUUGGCCAGUAAUUCAUUAAAUAAAGAGUGGAAAAGAUUGAAAAAUAUAUACAUUGAAGCUAUGGCAGAUAAGAGAUUUUAAGUUUAUCAAGGAUAAUUAAUUGACACUUAUCCAUGAAAUAUAAAAGGGUAUCUUCCUGAUUCUCUUGUAAAAGUCUUAUAUUCAUUUGAAGAUCAUUAAAACUCUUUUCUGUACA
Molecule: messenger RNA, 805 nt
Organism: Pecten maximus
Lineage: Eukaryota; Metazoa; Mollusca; Bivalvia; Pectinida; Pectinidae
Product: probable ergosterol biosynthetic protein 28
Exons: 4
Coding region: 63-542 (159 amino acids)
Cellular component (GO): membrane; endoplasmic reticulum
Molecular function (GO): protein-macromolecule adaptor activity
Source: RefSeq, a predicted model, not a curated record